Messenger RNA from Porites lobata, 1797 nucleotides. The record is from the annotation of a GenBank genome assembly. NCBI's taxonomy places the organism in Eukaryota, Metazoa, Cnidaria, Anthozoa, Scleractinia, Poritidae.
UUUGUUUUUCACGAUUCUCUCUACCUCAAUAUAACACCACUGGAAACUCUUCUCGUCGACGACAAGGUCGACUGUAGCUUCGCUUGUGUUGAUAACAAACUCUGUAUUUCCUUCAACUUUGCAGAGACGUCAGCAGAAAAACUUUGGUGCGAGCUUCUUCCAUCUAGCAUCUAUAACAACACAGGGAAAAUCGUUUUAAAUUUUAAAUUUGACCAUUACAGCAUACAGGUUUGUCGCAAAUCUACAAUAAUUGAUGUAGUCUAAUAUAUAAUUGCCAAUUUUUUACAACUUACGGUGAACCACAGACGAGAUUGAAUUCAAAGUUAUCUCUCUAGAAGUGAAGAUAUAAAAGAGCAAAACAAUUAAAGCGCUGAAAGCGGGUGUUAUUUUUAUUUUUUAUUUUUACUGCAUUCUUCGAUUCAGUCACUGAACAUAUAUGUUUGUAGGUUUAUGUCUGGUUGUUCGAUUUCUAUAUAUUUUUUUGUUUCUUUCAAAUGUUAACCGGCAUUUUUUGUAAUCCCGAAGAGCUUUCUAAAUAGUGUUAGUAACUAACUGUUUUACUUAUUACUUCCACCAAAGAUGCAUUUGACUGGUAGAACAAACUAUACCAAGAAAAUGAAGCCUCAGGCCUCAGGCCUCAGUGAGAACUUCGAAAAAAGCUACUAACAGUCAGGUUGUUGGUUGUAUUAACAGGCUCUCGGAGUAAAGUGGUAACAUUGAUGAUGAAGAAGUGUAGAGCGUUUGUUUCCAUUAUAAUCACAAUCGUUGUGUUUUAAUGUAAUGAUUUUUUUCCUGCAGAAUCCUUGUACUAAUGUUCCUUGUAUGAACAAUGGAAUAUGCUCCCUGAUUUCGUUCAGAGAUGGAACGUAUAGUUGCUCUUGUCUUCCUGGAUAUUUUGGCGAUGAGUGUGAAAUCUGUAAGUUAACGUAGAAUUACUUUAAGUUAACAAAAGCCCCUUUUCGAGAUAUGAACAAGCUAUUAAGAUUUAGUAAAAUCCAAUCAGUGGUCUAUUAUCAAUGCUGCGUUCUGAUUGGUUGAGCUACCACUAGGCUAUAUGUUAUAGCCCCCUAUAUCUAGAAGCGAAAAGCGCGAGCUUUUUGGCGGCAAAAAAGGAUUAAAGUCUAGCUUUAACUAGCUAAAAGUUUUUUAUUCUCGAUAUUUUUUACCAACUAGUUGGAUUUUGCUAAAACAAUUAUUCCUCUCGCCCUCAUGGCCUCUGAGUCAAUAGCCCUUUCGGCCUUUGGCCUCAUGGGCUAUUGACUCAGAGCCCAUUCAGGCUCGAGGAAUAAUUGUUAAAUAUUUACAACAACAACAACUAACAACCACCUCAAAUUGUUCGAUACCCAAGCUUCUAGUUAGAGCUGUUCACCUCGGCUUUGUGUUGUAUGUGAAUACAAAAUAGCGGAACUCUUUUGCUUUUUUGUUAAUUCAGAUGUACCAGAGUGCCGGGACUAUAACGUCCUCAGUCAACCCAAUCGAUACCAGUCUUUUGGCCGAGGCACUAACUCAGGCAGUAAUCUUGUCCCCGGCUGGUAUCGCUUCCAAUCAAGUUCAUACUCAAGAAUGGUAGACAAUUGUAUUCAGGUCCACAGAUGCACUACAGAUAUAACUGGGUGGUUAAAAGGUGGCCACCCUACCUUUAAAGAUGGCAUCGUGGACAGGGAAGCUUGCUUCCACGGAUGGGAAAACUGUUGUUAUAGGAUAGUUCAGAUACGCGUGAGGGAGUGUCAAGGGUUUUAUGUGUAUGAGUUAAACCCGUCACCUGAAGGGCGGUAUCGCUACUGUGAAAGAGGAUGA